Molecule: messenger RNA, 1185 nt
Organism: Gracilinanus agilis (Agile Gracile Mouse Opossum)
Lineage: Eukaryota; Metazoa; Chordata; Mammalia; Didelphimorphia; Didelphidae
Product: bone morphogenetic protein 2-like
Exons: 5
Coding region: 1-1185 (394 amino acids)
Biological process (GO): SMAD protein signal transduction
Cellular component (GO): extracellular region
Molecular function (GO): growth factor activity; cytokine activity
Source: RefSeq, a predicted model, not a curated record
AUGGAGAUAACUUUUAUUUGGAAGUACCUGAUGCUUCUAUUUUGCUUCUCAGGGACCCACUCAACACCCCAGAGGAACUGGAAGUUGAAAAUGUUAAUUGAUGAGAUGGAGCACCUCUUUACUGUGGAGGAAUUAGACCACAAAUCUGGGGGUCCUCGGAGGCCACCCACAUUCAUGACUAACUUAUUCCAUCGAGUGGCCCACCCCAAUGGCAUCAGCAAGACUGAAGGUGCCUUGAUAGGAAAUAUGGUGAGAAGUUUUGAGGAGAAAGUACACAUCAACCAGUCUCAUUUUUUCUUCAACCUCUCUUCUGUUGGCCAACAUGAGAAGAUAUUACGAGCUGAACUCCAUGUAUUUAAACUCAGCCAAUCGCAAGAGCUCUUGAGUGAAGAUAAGAUUGUUCAUUACAGUAGAGUGGAAGUCCAUGAACUUUUAGGUCCCACAGCAGAGGCUGAACGUGGUAGUCUCCUUACAUCUAGGAAUCUUCCUCUGAAGUCAGAAGGCUGGCUGGUAUUUGAUGUCACUGAGACGGUAAAUGAUUGGGUCCAUGGCAACUUUUCUGACCGGAGCUUUUUGGUACUUACAACGAAGAAUGUUGGCCCCCCUUUGAAUUAUAGCUAUCAUAGAACUGACCGAAAAUGGAAGAAUAAGGAGAACAGGAAUUCCUUACUUGUUCUCUUCACCGAAAAAGAAGACCAUGAACCUCUUAGAAGUGGAUACCUGGCACCACCAUUGAUGUUUCAGCCGGAUAGACAGACGAAUUCUAGCUUUUUGGAUUUCCUUGGACUUGUUGAAUCACCUCCCAACGUCAACAUCAGCCACGGCAUCCGGAAAUCCAGAAGCAUUGCUAAGAACGAAUUUGUUCCAAAGGGCUGCCAGAAAGCUCCUCUUUAUGUGGAUUUUGAGAAAAUAGGGUGGUCAAAAUGGGUUAUUUCCCCCAAAGGAUACCAAGCCAACUACUGCAGGGGAAAAUGUUUAUUUCCCUUGGGCCAUGGGGCAGAGGCCUCCAAUCAUGCCUGCUUCUUGUCCUUUGUUGUUCGCUUCAAGCUCGACCCAAAUGUGUCUAGGCCCUCUUGCGUCCCUAGAAAACUGAAUUCCAUCAACCUCUUGUAUUAUGAUGAUUUAAACAACGUAGUGCUCAAACAGUACAAAGAUAUGGUGGCUGAUAGCUGCAGCUGUCAGUAA